Girardinichthys multiradiatus is the source of this 2943-nucleotide messenger RNA. It is a transcript of the gene ube2wb, whose product is annotated as ubiquitin conjugating enzyme E2 Wb. The coding region runs from base 460 to 849 and encodes 129 amino acids. The transcript is spliced from 6 exons. The record is from RefSeq and is a predicted model, not a curated record. Lineage: Eukaryota; Metazoa; Chordata; Actinopteri; Cyprinodontiformes; Goodeidae.
UCUUUCUCGGCUGUUAACUGCCAGCUUAUUUUGCGCAUGUUUGUUCGUCAAAAAGCAGCACUGACAUGGAGGUAGAAGCCGUAUAAUGUAUCCCUAAACAACUCAGGUUCGGCGCUUGGUCUUUGCUAGCAACACUGCUAGCUCAUCAUCAUCAACGGCAAGCUGAGGAGAGCAGGAAAACUAGCUUCCUGGAACUACGUGUUGAUGCUUGCCUGAGGCAUUUCCUCAUAAGGACCAGGGGUGAUAAUUAUUUGGAAUAUGUUGCUGAAAGUCAUUCUGAUAGUUGGUCGCUGUUUGGUGACCGGUUCUCUAGCCUGCUAACGAUACGGUGCGCAGUUGAAUACAGUUUCAGGCGGACCCGAACAAGUGUAUCGCUUUCAUACAGCUGGAAAACGUCGAGAGAAAUUUAAAAGGCUACAAAAGGAAUUAUUAGCCCUGCAAAAUGAUCCACCCCCAGGAAUGACGCUUAAUGAGAAAAGUGUACAGAACACCAUCACACAGUGGAUUGUAGAUAUGGAAGGCGCACCUGGCACAUUGUAUGAAGGAGAGAAAUUUCAGCUGCUUUUCAAAUUUAGUAGUCGAUAUCCUUUUGAUUCACCUCAGGUAAUGUUCACAGGAGAGAAUAUACCUGUCCACCCACAUGUGUAUAGCAACGGUCACAUCUGUUUAUCUAUUCUGACGGAAGACUGGUCACCAGCCCUCUCUGUGCAAUCAGUUUGUCUUAGUAUUAUCAGCAUGCUGUCCAGCUGCAAAGAAAAGAGACGACCACCUGAUAACUCAUUUUACGUAAGAACGUGUAACAAAAAUCCAAAGAAAACUAAAUGGUGGUAUCAUGAUGAUACAUGCUAAUGUACAAACUUUGUAAUAUUCGUAGAAGAAAGAAGUCCUACUGACCUACAUAAAGCACUUUUUAAUCAUUCAGUCUUUGAACUCUGACCUUUGACUGGAAUAACGGACACCAUACGCUGGAGGCUCUUGACUGCAUUUUCCAAGCAGGCAGAUGGCUGCAUGUUUUAGUUGGUUUGUAACAUAGAAAAUGAAAAUAAACGGAGAUUUAGAAGCACCCAAGAUGUAUGGUUUUUGGCGAACAAGAUAUGAAUGCAGCGAGAAAAGAGGCAGAUUCGUAGGGAGACGAUUUUAAAACUCCAGUUUUGGUGAUUAUUACUUCUUUGUGUGUGGGUGCAUUUUAAGAUGUUUGUGUUGUGCAAUACUGACUGAUGGAUGCAUGCUAGGGCCUGCAAAGAGAAACACUAAUGUUAUUGUUUUCUAGAAGGGAUCUGACCAUCAAGCCCCAAGAAAAUGCUUCAUCUGUAUUUUUUGUUUGCUUUUCCAUUAUUAUUUUUUUUAUUGUUAUGCACUGUGAACGGAUCUGGUUUAAAAAGGAACUAUUCAUACGUUAACUGUGACUUGCUGAUACUGCAAGUUGUUUCAAACCACUGUAUCAAGAUUAUAGUUUUCUCUUCAUCUUCCAUCUUGGGACCUGGUUGCCGUUCUUCCUUCUGUGGUACAAAUGGGGAUAAAACAGAUAAGGUGAUGCAUCAGUAGUGAUGUGUGGGCCUCAGUGCACAUCUUCUCCUAAGGUUUGGGUUGUUGUCACUGGUCCAGCCAUUAAGAUGUGCAGCAGCCUCUCUCCCACUGAAAGAAUGUCUGUCAGAGAACAUUGAUUCAUUUUUAUAUGUACGAUUAUAUAUUUAUGUAUUUUUUAAUUAACAUGCUUUAAUUUUCUGUCUUUUAAACAUUUGAUUGUAAAUUUGCUUUUGUACUUUUUCUGACUAGCUGAUGCUUUGGAAAGGGGGUUGUUUUGAAGUGUCGGUUUGUCUGUUGUUGUUUCGUUGGUAUUUGUUAUUUAAUUUAAAUCCUCAUUUGAUCUCCAGAGCAGCAAUGAAUGACGAAAAAGAAGUAAAGAAAGCUUUUGUGGCGUUCCCCCUGUCAGAGUUUUGGCUCAGGUACUUUUUCAAUAAAGAGAUCACCUCUAAAAGAUACCUAAUAAAUAUUUUGAAUUUAACUAUAUUUUCAUCAAAAGAGACUGUUAUGUUAUAAACUUAAUACAUUGUCUGAAAAUAUUGUAUAUAGGUCUUUAAAAUGUUUGAUGAUGCGACAGAACAAAAGACGCAUUUAGUUUCUGGCUGAAUGAUGAAAGGAGUGCUUUACUUCACUGGAAGUUAGUCUUUUGCUAAUUCUGAUAUGUACAGUCAGCUGCAGACAUAAGUUGAUACAUAAAAAUAUUAAAAAGUUAGUAGUUUCACAGUGGGCAUGCAUGCAAUUUUAAACCCUACCCUUUCAUACCGACAUCAAACAUUGUGAUGACUUUUAGUCUUUCCAGCCUGUAGGACCUUUUUUCCAGAUGAAUAUCACAGAGCUCACCUUUAGAGGCUGUGGUCAAUUCAGGCUGUCACUCCAUUCCUUAUUAAACUUUUAUCUGGUAAGAUACUUGAAUUUUCCAACUUGGGUUGUUUAUAUUAACCUUUUUUGGGGGUGAGGUGGGGUUGAUCUAGCUGGGUUUCUUUAGUGAAUGUGAUGAUGCCACAGCUAUCUCAAAAACUAUAGAUAAAGAAUAAUUUGAGAAAAUGUUUUAUUUUUUUUUUCAAUUAUAAUGGCUGUUGUUGGCUGUCAUUGUGCUAUGAGGACAAAAGGUUGUGAAGUAAAUGUAAAUGCAGUCAGAACAGCAAGUAUGCAGAGGCAAAAAGGCCUUUAUCCAACAGGCAGUAGAUGAGUUUCUAGAACUUGAGUGAAUAUGUUACAAAGAGUUUUGUUUCUCAUGGCUAUUUUGGUUCUUUUUUUUUCAUUGUGUUUUGAACUUUUAGUUUGCAGGUUGUUGUGAGUGAUAAACACUAAUGAGGGUGUGUUAUUUAUAUUUAAAAUGUGUUCUGGGAUGUGCAAGCUCCAUGUAAUAGGUGCCUGUUCAUUUUCAUAAUCAAUAAUAAAGCAAAAACUCACUUUUAA